AUGCGCCUCUCUGCAUCCAUCUUCGCCGCCGUAGCCGUGGCCUUCAUGGCAAUGGCUCUUCCUACCGAAGAUCAAACGGUCGACUUCGCUGAGCGUGACUUCGUUGUCAGAGCGGGUGAUCUCUCUGGUCACUCAUCUUCUGACGAGCUUCUCAACCGCGCUGCCUCCGACGAGACUGCUAUCGAGAUUCUCGAGCGAGGCGACUCGGAUGAAGUCGCUCCCAACACCGAGAUGGCCGUUCGCCAAAUUCCUUACUCGAAUCACAAGAACCUCUUCACCAUCACCCUCAAGGGCAGCCACGUCGUAGUCAACGGGGCCAUCAAUUUCGCGAUCCAGGCCUAUAUCGAAAGCAUCAACAACGUUCAUAUUUUUCGCAUCAAUGCCCUGACCGGCGGUACCUAUAGAGCGACAGCCACCUUGCUCAGCUACGAGUUCAAGAAGAACUGGUUCGGAACAGCCUUCAACCGCGUCUCUGCUGAGAUAGCCUUUACUUGGGUAAGCGCUUCCGAGACCGUCUACAAAUUCAUCGGCAAUGUUGUCUACGGAAUCGACUCUCGUGUUACCCUCUUGCUUGAGGAUGUUCAGCUCUUUGAGAUUCUUAGUGGCACUCAGCAGCUUGCCAAACAGGCUGCCACCAAUCUGGUCCUUGGUUCUUACGAUGAUGACUACGGGGAGUUGUAG
Colletotrichum orchidophilum is the source of this 681-nucleotide messenger RNA. RefSeq lists its product as uncharacterized. The record is from RefSeq and is a predicted model, not a curated record. NCBI's taxonomy places the organism in Eukaryota, Fungi, Ascomycota, Sordariomycetes, Glomerellales, Glomerellaceae. The transcript has a single exon. The coding region runs from base 1 to 681 and encodes 226 amino acids.